Messenger RNA from Rotaria sordida, 984 nucleotides. NCBI's taxonomy places the organism in Eukaryota, Metazoa, Rotifera, Eurotatoria, Philodinida, Philodinidae. The record is from the annotation of a GenBank genome assembly.
AUGAAUGAAAUAAACAAAUUAACAGGUAUUUAUCAUGAAGUACAAGAAGGUUCUCUUUGUGCUCAACAUGCAUUGAAUAAUCUAUUACAACGCGAAAUAUUUUCAGCUAUUUCAUUAGCUGAUAUUGCUCGACAACUUGAUGAACAAGAAAGACAUGUAUUAGGACAUGGAUAUGGUGAAUCAGAAAAUAUGGAUGAUACGGGCUUUUUCAGUAUUCAAGUAUUACAAAAAGCAUUAGAAGUAUUUGAAAUUGAAUUAAUUCCUUAUGCAAGUCAACAUCCAAAAGCUCAACAAGCACGUGAUGAUCCUCAGUCAAUUCAAGCUUAUAUAUGUAAUUUACGUGAACAUUGGUUAACUAUUCGAAGAUUUGGUACGCAAUAUUUUGAUUUAAAUUCUAUAUCAAUUGUACCAAAAUUAAUAUCAAAUACAUAUCUUUCAUUAUAUUUAACACAAUUACAACAUAGUGGUUAUUCAAUAUUUAUUGUUCAUGGAAAUUUACCACCAUGUACAGCUGAUGAAAAACUUUUAAAUAAUACAAUUGAUCCAAAUUAUUAUCGUUCAUUAACUGAUCGAGUUAAUGCUAGUAAUAAAGAUAAUAAUAAAAAUUCAAAAACUUCAGCUGGAUCAACAUCAUCAUCAUCAUUUGAUGAAAGAGACAUUCAACGUGCUAUUAAAGCAAGUGUAGAAUUAGAUAAUUCAGAAGAUAAAGCUUUACAAAAAGUUCUUGCACAAUCAUUACGAGAUGCUCAUGGAAUUGAUGAUUCAACAUUUGUAAACAAUCAUGAAGAAGAUACAGAUGCACUUAAUCAAAGAUUACUUGAUCAAGCUAUUGCUGCUAGUUUAAUUAAUGAUACAUCAGUAACACAAAAAGAUAAUACAUCUACUGAAUCAAUACAACCACCACCAUCACCACCACCACCAACAACAACGACAGAACCAAGUGUAGAAGGCAAGAUAAUUUCUCAUGAAAUUAUUAAUUGCUAG